UCGAUUGCUCCGGCGCUCGGCGCGGCCGGCGGAGCGCCGAAGCGGUCGAUGGGACAGCUGACUUGCCGCCGCCGCCGCUGCUGCCGCCGCACCGGCCAUUUCCCGCCGGCCCGGCCCGUAGCGGAGUCCGGCUUCUCCUCCCGGUGACGAAGCCGCCUCUCCCGCAGGUAGAGACCAUGCCUCCAAAAUUCAAGCGGCACCUGAACGACGACGAGGUGACGGGCUCGGUGAAGAGCGAGCGGAGGAACCUGUUGGAGGAAGAUUCAGAUGAAGAGGAAGACUUUUUCUUGAGAGGGCCAUUUGGACCCAGGAAUGACAAGAUCAGGCAUGUCCAGAACCAGGUGGACGAAGUCAUUGACGUUAUGCAGGAGAACAUCACGAAGGUGAUUGAAAGAGGCGAGCGGCUGGAUGACCUGCAGGAUAAAUCAGAAAGUUUAUCAGACAACGCAACAGCUUUUAGCAACAGAGCCAAGCAGCUUCGGAGGCAGAUGUGGUGGCGAGGCUGCAAGAUGAAGGCGAUCAUAGUGCUGGUGGCAGUCGUUCUCCUGCUUGUGAUUAUCGUACCCAUAGUCCUGAAGUACCAUACCUGACGGGGCAGCUGGAGGCUUCAGUGGAGCUGGCUCUGGGAUAACCAAACUGCUGUGUAAUUUAAGUGAGAUAUCUGUAUAUAGCUUUGAAGUUGUUUUUCUCCAAGGAGUGAGGAGGUGGUGGCAAGUAGCCAGUUCUAACAGUGUUUUAAGAACUGCCAAAUGACCCUUUUUUUGGUUGAGUACCUGCUCCUGCUGUUAGACUUUUUUUAUAACAGAAGAUUCAGUUCCGAAACUGCCUGUUUUGUGGAAUUCUGAGUCUCUGGUUUGGAGCUGGCUACUUGCCACUACAAUUUAUCUGUAUAUAUGGUUGAGUUCUAAUAUUAAUAAUAAUACUGUCUGAGCAGUUCCCUGCUGCCUGCUGUGGAAGGCAGAGGGGACUCUGUCCUUUCAUCAGAGCAAAGGAGGGGAAAAAUGUCUGAAGAGAAACGUAUUAUUAUGUUACAGGGAACUGACCCUUCUAUGGAGAACUGCAAGGGUGAUGUUUCUCUCUUCUCCUUCAAAAAAAAAAGGGGGGGGGGGGUGGGCAGGGGGUAGAAAAAAAGAAAUAAUUAGGUUUUACAAUCCAGAAGACUUUCUGGUCCUGCCAUAGGAAUGCACAAGCUCAGUGUUUUCAGUAUCGCUGCUUACAGCUGUGACUAAAGACAUUCCAGUAAACCUAUUUUUGACUGUA
Aquila chrysaetos chrysaetos is the source of this 1260-nucleotide messenger RNA. It is a transcript of the gene VAMP4, whose product is annotated as vesicle associated membrane protein 4. NCBI's taxonomy places the organism in Eukaryota, Metazoa, Chordata, Aves, Accipitriformes, Accipitridae. The coding region runs from base 177 to 590 and encodes 137 amino acids. The record is from RefSeq and is a predicted model, not a curated record. Gene Ontology annotation, biological process: Golgi ribbon formation; vesicle-mediated transport. Gene Ontology annotation, cellular component: membrane. The transcript is spliced from 8 exons.